Molecule: messenger RNA, 13395 nt
Organism: Bactrocera oleae (olive fruit fly)
Lineage: Eukaryota; Metazoa; Arthropoda; Insecta; Diptera; Tephritidae
Source: RefSeq, a predicted model, not a curated record
AGCCCAUAAGUCCAUAAGCCUUAACAGCCAGCAAGCACAUUUUUGUGGAGCAACAAGUGGCCGCUGCAGCCGAGACGGAACUACCAACUUUAUGUGCGUGUGUGUUUGUGCGACUAUUGAGUGGUAGUUUGGCUUAUGCACUCAAAUGCCAUACAAUUUUUACGUCAAGGCUGUUCGGUCGCUGCAUAGACGCUGUUAACUUAAUGUGAACGCCAGCCGAAGAAACGAGACACAAGUUCGUUGCCGAAACGCGAUGGACGAAUUAUAUUUCUGCAAAGCGAAUAGCAGCGACACGACAGUCGCGCUGUUAUUAAGUUCCACCUAAGACGUUCGAUCCAUUUGAAUACAGUCUAAGAAAAGUGCUCGUGUGAACAGCACCGAACGGCGGUGUUGACGGUGUUUUAAGACGUUACUUGGUUGGAAUAUAUUUCAGAAGUUUGUUGGCCAACGUUGGAAAACAGCUGUGUGGCAGCAACGAAUUCGCAACAAAAGUGUAAAUAAAAUCAAAAGUUGAAAUAAAAAAUAAAAAGCAAAAACAAAAACGCUAACGAAAAUAAAAGCAAAGUGCGCAAGUUGUGUGUUGUAAUCCAAAGUAAAGCAAUGAGAGUCAGCGCGCGUUGCGAGCAGUGAGCGUUAAUAUUUGUAAAUAAAACGUGGCAUUGCAACAACAGUGUAGCAGAAACAAAAACAAAAAAAAAAAUAAAUAAAUUUAAUCAAAAAUUGCAAAAUCUACACGCGGCUUAGCUUUGCGUCAGUGUGUGGAAAAUCUGAAGCGAACCAAUAUCAAACAAAGAAAACUAAAUUAAAACGCAACGAAAGCGAGUAAGUGCAACAGAUAAAAACGUCAGCAGUGAAAAAAGGUAAAACGUGAAAUUACUGAAUUCAGCGUCAAACGCGGAACGCCGAGUUUAACUGUCCACUCAGCGCGUGUGUAAGACCGUUGCUUACCGAUUGCUCGUUAAAUUUCGGCAUGAACUGGAAUCAUACUAAAUUAUAAAUAAAAUCAACCAAACAACAACAUAAACAACCACAAACAACUACCAAGCAACCAAACUAGCAAUUUACGGUGUCGUUUUAUUGCGACAUUUCGCAUUGCUGUGGGGCGUUCACAGCUUGCAUUUGAUUACUUUUUCGGCAAUUAUCCGCCUUUGGAACUAUUCAUUGAUAGAAAAUUACAAAUAAAAUGGGUUUAUCGCGUGGAUUUGUGGUGCCAUUAUGGUACUUGGCGUGCAUUUGCUUCAUCAUUCAAACAGCCACCAACGUUCAGGCACAGUCGCAGCAGAAACGUUCAUCGCGCAUCACGAGCUCUCGCAGCUUCGGCACCAAUGUCAAAGCGUCCGCCUCGAAUGGCAUAAAUUUCGAUUGCCCCGAAGAGUUUGGCUAUUACCCGCACCCGACCGAUUGUACACAGUACUAUGUGUGUGUAUUCGGCGGUGCUUUGCUCGAGAGCUGCACCGGUGGACUGAUGUAUUCGCACGAGCUGCAGACCUGUGACUGGCCACGAAAUGUGGGUUGUGAAGUUGUGGACAGCGGUGCAGGGUCCCUAGGCAGCAGCGGCAAUGGUGGCGGCACACGUGCAGGCAAACAACAACAGCAGUCUAUUAAUAGUCAGCAUGUGCCAAGUCGCAUAAGAUUCGGUUCGGCCUUUAGCAGCCCAGCGGCGACCACACAACCACCGAAGGCGACAGUACCACCACAAUAUCAUCGUCAGCCACCGCAAGUUAUUCAGGCGCAGGUGCAGUCAUUGCCACAGCAUGCGGGUACAGUGAUCGGAACACGUGGACAACCGAAGCCAUUCGAUACACAAGAGGAUAUAGCUAAGCUUUACGCCGACGCGCAUGAGACGCUGCCACCCGUCGAGGAGGAGGAGAGCGAUCGUCAGCAACGCGUCUACCGCGGGCAGCCAAGCACAGUGAGUCAGGUGCAGCGCGACCGGGAUGGCAUUAUACACCAGGCAAGCAUCAAUGCUAUACCGAAUCAUGGCAAGAUCGGUUCGUACACUUACGGCUCUCAAUAUAGCCCUAAACACAUUGACCUCAACUUACACAGCAAUGAUCUUGAUAUCGAACAGUUACUAGAAGAAAACGACUUAAGAGCCUUUGACUUGGAGGCAUAUGGACGUAUGAGUAGAGACUUGAACUCAAAAGAAACUGCGCAUAAGCGCGUCAAACGUGACUUGAAUCCACCAAGCAACGAUGACACGAAAAUUGUAUUCAACACUGGUGAGAUUUUAAAGACUGAUGAGCAACCAAAGACAUUAGGCGAACCACGCGUACUGGAAUAUAAUACUGGUGAAAUUUUAAAGACUGAAGAAAACCUAAAAACGUUGGAGAAACCAAACGUCGUUGGAUACUUAAACACGGACGAAAUACUUCCGGAAACCGUAUUAAACCCGCAACUGAAUGAGCACGGAGAAAUGGCCGAACAUGCACAGAUAGAAGCCGCUAACAAACAAGUCUCAGAAGAAAACGUACAUGAGAAGUUUAUGCAAGCCAAUUUGGAGCCUGAAGACAAUAUGCAAGAUUCUGUGAUGGAAAUAGUAGCAAAAAUACUGGAAGAACUGAAGGGUGGUGGGGGGCAAGUAGAGAAAACGAUCGAUUCGAGUAACACUGCAGCGCAGAUGGACGAAGCCAAUGGUGUGCGCGCUGAAGCCGCGAUCAGCAACAAGCGCAUUGAUGAACCCUACAUAGCGAUGGAUACCGCAGCAACCAAUCCAAUACCUGAUACGGCUGCAGAUCCCAUUAUGGAGACUUUAAACAGCAUAGCAGAACUACUCGAUAUGGAUUACGACAGCGACAUCAAUGAUACUGCAACCGCCGAGGCACGUCAGCGUGGUACACGCCAAUUGCGUCAGUUUUUCAAUGGACGCUCGCGAUUCCAAAUACAAAAUGUACCCGGCACACAUUAUCGCUCAAUUGAUGGUGUUGCAUACCAGCCACAACCACAACAGUCGAGUUUUAAUUUCGGUUCAUAUAACCCGUACUUGUCACCGUCAACGACCUCGGCCAAUUAUAACCAACUGAGUCCGGGUUAUCAAGUGUAUCCACAGCAACACCGUCCACAAAUUUUUGGUGGACAGAAACAAAAAUUCACCUAUACAGCGGCACUAAAUCCACCACCGCCACCAACACGCAUAGAGGAUGACUUCCGUCCAAUGGCGGCUAAUUACUAUCACACCACUUCCACACUACGUCCAUCAACGUUAUCCGCCAGACGUCCAAAUCUCUUUAACAAUCCCGAAUUGAUACCCUACAUAUUACAGUCACUGCGCGAGUACCAGGAGCAGCGCAAGAAGAUGCAGCAAGAGAAUUUCCAAUACUUCCAUUUAGAUAAUCAGCCCGGCUCGGAAUCGGAAACCACUGGUGCAUUGCCACAUGUUAGCACGACGGUGGCGCAAACGCCCUAUUUUCAGUCCACCAGAGCACCGUCUAAAGUCACACCCAACUCACAUUAUGCGCAGUUCAGCACCGUCGGUGGUUUCUACAACAACAAGCAUAGCAGUUCGCAGCAAGAAGAUGUGAACGAUUUCAAGUCCACCGCAAAGUAUCCCACAAAACUAGUCUCGCAAUACAGCAUCAUCGACAACUAUAUACCAACGACAACAGAAAGUAACUACUUCAACUACAAUAUUGUGGGAAAUCAGAAAAUUAAAGGCUAUUUCAGCACAAGCAAACCUGCAAUUUAUGAAAGCUCGUUUCAGUCGGGUACCGCUCCUCGAUAUACCACACCUUCACCACCAACUUCGAAUAUUGAUAUAGUUUCAGCGCCUAAUUUAGCGAAUUUCCACACAUCAACCACGACGAAUCUACCUAAAUAUAAUACUUUCUCGAAAUAUCCGGAAAGCCUUACGUUCGCCAACAAUUCCUCCCAGUUUCCAGAGUCCUAUCAGGUCUUCAGCAAAGUACGCACGACAACCAUCGUGCCAAGAGUAAAAACUGUCCGACCCACUACCUCAACGAUUAGUAACGCAAACGCUCCACAGCCCUCCCGAAAGCCCACUUUGUCGCUGCAAUUUAAUGUACCGGAAUUUGUGGCCAGUCUGCAAUCAUCCGAUUUGGCCAAUAUGAACCCGCAAGUGGUGAAUAUGAUCAAAUAUUUUAAGCAACUGAACGCACCAGUGUCUACACGUAGACCAGCCGUAGCGAAUGUACCAACCAGUCAGGCGAAAAGACCCAUUGAACAGUAUGAAGAGCAAAUUGAGGCAACCACUGAGCAAAAUCGGCAACGCCCUACGGUAGCAACCACUAAGCGGCCGACGAAGGGUUACGAGGACUUCCUCAAGAGCAUACCCAAUCAAGCGCACAAGUUUAAUUUGCAUAGCGUGCAACAGGCUAAGCCGUUCACAUCCACCAGUACGUACGCACCCGAUUACUAUGAUGAAUACGAAGAAGAAGAGGAACCGAUCGGUACGGAUACAGAUGAUGACAUAAUGCCGCCCUCACAAAUGCCACCAUAUAUGCCAAUGUCGGAGACCAUGGCGCCACCGCGACCACAAUUUUGGCCCCCCGCAGCCACAACGACUGUUAGCCCACACUUGAAACCCAGUUUCCAGACAGGCUACAUCGAAGCCACAACCACGCGAAGACCAUUCGGCGAUACACAAUUUCAGCAAUUCUACCAAACAGCAAACAAACAGGCCAACAAACAGAACAAUCAAAUACCGUCGUUUAUAAACUUCCCGAGCGAUAUAUUCCAAGAGAUCAAACAGCGCCUGCCACCCAAACCGCAAUUGGGUUCGACGGCACCGACUUUGACACACAACAACAAUAACAAUAUACAUUUGACGACCACCAAGCCAACCACGACGCCUACGCCUCGUACAACAACAAGUAGCACAACAACCGCAAUGACGACAACAACAACACAACGUACGCGCUACACGGUGCGUCCGAAUCGUCAUCGCGGCCAGAGUAAGUGGCAAAGCAACAGCAAUGCCAACAAGGAGCUGAACAACAUCGAACCGAACAGCAACAACGACAUCAACAAAAACAACAACAAAACCGAUUUCGGUGCACAAAACUUUCGCAAACGGCCGGCAGCCACGCCGGCGUCCUCAGCACUGGGUUCGUUGCAGUUGAACGUGAACAUGCACCUGAACAUGGCGGACGGUGGACAAAGAAGCGACACAUCAUCGCCAUCAUCACCACAAUCACAACCGCCGGCCAGUCACUAUGUACAGCAACAACGUGCGCCGACUGCCGUGAUUGUGGAGGCGAUACCAUCCAUACAAAGUCAGAAUCAGAAUCAGAAUCAGAAUCCAAAUCAAAAUCAGAAUCACAAUCAGAAUUUGGCCAAUCGUAAUUACUAUAAUACAUCGGCUUUGUUAAAUCAUGCGGGUUAUGAGUCACAAGCAAACAUACAUCAACAUCAAUUGCAUCAACAGCAACAGGCUGAACAGCAACAGCAAAUUGCGUUGCAACAUCAACAACAACAUCAGCAACAGCAACAACAACAGCAACAGCAGCAACAACAACAAGCACCGCAACAAAGCAAUCAGGAGCAAAGCUCCUACGAACAAUAUUACUCAGUUUAUGAUGAUGAUCUUGAUUUGUAUAGGGAUAUAGAGUACCAGCAGCAGCAGCAGCAGCAGCAGGAGCAACAACAACAACAGCAGCAGCAACAAUAUCAGCCACAGCAGCCAGUGCGUCAACAACCCGUACAACAAUCGACCUAUCGUCCAUUGGAAAUUCUAACAACACCCGCCCCCCAAGUGCCCCUACGAGAGACUUAUCAGCCACAAGAGAAGCCAACAUAUAACAAUCAACAGUCGUUGAUCUAUAAUACCGACUAUGACGAGGAUCUUAUUGCACAGAUCGAACAGGAUAAUGUGUAUGAUCAGCCGACCCGUCCACCAACGCGUGAGCGCGUCACCAUUGCAACAUUACCAACACCAACAACGUCACACCCAACGCGCCAGCCGGUUAACGAUGUGCGCAACGUGUACGCGCAGGCGCCGACCGCCGUUGAUGAUGCACCGUUAUAUGAAUCGGUUUACGACAACAGCGCCGAAUUGUAUGACGAUGUACCGGCGUACGAGCUGAUUACCGAUCGUGCCGUUUACGAGCAGCCACGACGCUUCACCACCUAUGCGCCGAGGUUGGUAGCCACACAAGAUGCCGACGAAUAUAAUCUAAUCGGCACGACACGCUACGAUGAGGAUUUCAAGAAAGUAUUCAACCCGACCGCCACAAAUUUCGUUGAACCGCCGACGAGUAGGGUAGUCACAACGCCAACGCGUCGUGGCAAUACCGCGACCACACUAGCGCAUCGUCGACAGCCGACAACAGCUAUAACAACAACUGCGGCGCCAAGAACAACACCACGAACAACAAUCACUUCGAGGACGAUCACAACAACGACGACGCGCACUCCACAAAUUGCGCGCACCACACAGCCAGCAACCACAACAAAGUCGAUAAGAUCUAAAACGCAUGCAAACAAAUACCAAAAGAACCAACGUUCACAAAUCAAUUCCCAACAAACCGCCGCCGUCAACACACCACCUACAUCCUCCCACACCCCAAUACAAAGAAAACCAACAACAUUACCACACACUACAACAACUAUUACACCAAUACCCCAAUCGUUUUCCAGUUCACAGUACGUCGAUUCCGACGAAACCUUUGUCACAGUUGUCGCCAAAUCCCAUAGUUACCCCAAACCCAACCCAAAUACGCAACAAAGUCAAAACCCAGCUCAAACAGCACACUCAUCACACUCCCAGUCAUCACCCGUCUAUUUACGGACAGUAGGCGACAUUGAAACCGUAUCGGACGCAAGCCAAAACGUACAGGUGCAGACGUCUGAACCCUUCAGCAGCACGGGACGCUCGCUUGAGUCAAGCACGUCUAAAUCUUCGGCUUUGAACAAUAGAUCGAAGUUUUUAGCUGCCAUCGACAAUGUGGAAGACUAUACAGAGAGGUCACGUAGUAAUACGGUGCGUGUGAUCGGCGCAAAAAAUCUCUCAAAUACUAAAUAUUCAGCUAAUGAAAAUGUUUACAAUAAUAAUAGGCAGCGGGAAGAGUAUUAUGGUAAAAACUCCAAUGAUGAACCGCAGCAACAGCGCUUAAAUAAUUUUGAAAAGCAGAAAAGUAGACUACAAAGCUAUAUUGUUUCGGAUAUUGCGCCACAGAGUUUUAAACCCGUACCAACAGUUAAAGUAGUGCCACUACCAUCUUCAGAACGCGAGCCAGUUUUAGAGCUCAUAAGUGAUGAGAGCUCCGCACCCAGCACAACCUUGCGUUAUCCCACAAAUAUAGUUUUUGAACCGAAACCUUUUAAGUAUAAUUUGCAAACCGGUUCAAAUGGUUUUAGUUUGCGCGCACAAAACGCGGACGAAACGGAAGGACCCAUCUAUGAACGUAGACCCAAUGUGGCAGCACAAAAACUUACAACAACAAGCCGAGCAAUUGUUACUCCCAUCACAAGCACGGCUGCAGCGAAUGCACCGGCGCAGAAAUCUCCCUUUUACGACUCCUCAUACGAGGAUGAUAUUGUCCCAACAACAUAUGCGCCGCCAUUGCGUAGCGCAUGGCGUCUGGGUCGUACUAGUGACAGGCCCUUGCAACAUAUCGUUUUGGAAACCGAUUUGGAGAACGAUCAUGUUUCUAGCUCAGGCAGCGAGCAAAGUGUAGUAACAGCUCUAAAGGAUACAAGUACUGCACGCCCUGCCACAAGUACCAGUACCACAACGACGAGUACAACACCACGUACUACUACAACUACUACCACCACGACUACCACCACAACCACUACGACAACUACAGCGCCUCCACCAACAACCACCUUUAUUGUCACUACUACCGAACGCGCUGCACAGAGCUACACACCGCGCACGCUUACAUUUAAAGAUAACCUAAUUAAAACCACCGGAACUCCGGCUCAACGUUUUGUCUCACCCUAUAAAAGUCUGGAAACAAUACUACAAGAAAAGGAAGAUCGUUAUACAGGUUUCAAUGGAAUUCGUAGCACGGUCAAGCCACGCUACACCAGCCCAACAACUCCUACAACAUUUACGCAGAACACCAGUGCCAAGCCGGUACGCAGCUAUUUUCUCAUCACAACACCUCAACGCAACCUCACUGAUUCCAUUCUGUCUACCGCGUCGACAGGAAUGCGUAAUUUCAGUGUAAGUGAUACAAUACUCAACACCUUUUCAAAUAUACCACCCAGAGCUUCAACGACCACAACAAGCACCACCGCAGUGCCAGUAACAGAGGCUACAACCGAGAGUACAACACCCACUACUAUGUCGACAGUCAUUGUGACUGCGCCCAUACGUGUCUCACAGGCACUUUCGUAUCAAAAUCUACUAAAACUAGAUCAUAGCUCAAUUAAUUCAGAAACCCCGCGUCCACGUGGACGCUCUAGAUAUUCUGCAGCUACAAUCAACGCAGCCGACGAGUCCACAACUUAUACGCCGCGCGGCCGUUAUUCUGGAACUAAUGGUCAAGAGUCUGUGACGACUUCACCACUGGAACCCUACCCACAAAGAAGAAAACUACAACAACGUGCGCGUAUCGUGGGAGUACAAGGUCAACGCAAUACGCUUGGAGCAAGCUCACUGAAAACUCGUGAGAAAUAUGAAAAUUAUAAGGCGGAGAAGAAACAACAGCAGGCUUCUGCAAACAUAUAUGGACAAUCGGUACAGAAGACUGUGAAACGAAAACCGAUUGAAAAUGAAUCCACCAUAGAUGAUGGUGCGCGCGCUGAAGCUUUGGUACGACAACCCAUCGACGGUAAACAAGACAACAGUAUCGAAUCCGUGGUAAGCGCAAGCUCAUCAGCCUCCACAGAGCAACAAGUUGGCGGGAUUAAGGAGCGACCACCGAAAUAUUUGUUCUCCAACAAGUAUCGACAGCAGACGAAAGAUCGUACACUGGCGGAAAGUCUACAGAAUGCUGGUUACAUCACAUCCAGCACAAGUCGCACGAGAUACGAGCCAGCUUCUGUGUUGGAACAACUGCAACUCUUCCUUGCCGGCGAUAGUGACGAAAGUAGUGCCCAACAAUUCGUGGAUGACUUUUCAGAACGCGAAAUAAGUGCUGCAGUGAAAGAGAUCAAGAACUUGUAUACCACUCCACGGGAUAAGAUCACAACAACGCCAACCACCAGCAGUACUUCGACAACUACUUCCACAACAACAACAACAUCGACGACGACAACAACUCAUAGACCACCGACCACUACCACAACAACUACGCUACGUCCGACCACUACGGCUACGCCGCCUACUGCUGCAUACCGUACAGCAACUACAACAAACUCCACACCAACCACAAGCGCAACAUUUGCGUCCAAUCGUUCCCCUACACAAAACACUUAUACACAAACCAGACACCCAUCUCCUACAACAAGAUCCACCAUCGUCAGCACAACAUCCUCUUCCCAUACGCCCACCUCCCUUGCAAAUGCCAGCAGCACGCCAGCGAACACUGUCAAGUCCCUGCUAACGCCAAUGCGUGCUUCAAGAGUCAAUAACGCCAUCAAGUCGUCGAUUGCCGCUGCCGCUUACUCCGCACCUUCUUCGCCCUCCGCUUCCAACUCCAACUCUAACUCCGCCUCGGCCUCUGCCUCUCCGGCAUCCCCGGCUGUGGGCUCCGCCAACGCGGCUAGAGGUAACAGUAUUAAGGCCAGUGCUUACGCCACGAACGCCGGUGCAGCGGUCAAGUGCUCAGACACCACAUCGAAUGCCAAGUGCAACGAAAUUCCCUCGAGAACAAAUUCGAAUAACAAUCGUAAUCGCGGUAGCUCCUCCUACGCCGGCCAGGAACGUGACACGCCCACAGCAGUGACCAGCAAUCGCGGCACACAUCCACCUCGCACACGCCCCACCUUGAAGCCGUCCGGCACGAUUGUGUCGAAGGCGCAGGAGUUCGUCGAUAUCUACAGAUAUCCACCCACGCGUCCCGAACCGCUGUACCCACAACCGACGCCGGACAAAACGGCUGCCAAGUGCCGCAAGGAUGUUUGCCUGCUGCCCGAUUGUGCCUGCGGCGGCAAGGACAUUCCCGGCGAUUUACCGGUCGAGACAGUGCCGCAAAUAGUGCUAAUCACCUUCGACGACUCAGUUAAUGAUCUGAAUAAGCAACUGUAUACCGAUCUGUUUCAAAAGGGGCGUGUCAAUCCGAAUGGUUGCCCCAUAACGGCAACAUUCUACGUAUCACACGAGUGGACUGACUACAGCCAAGUGCAAAAUUUAUAUGCCGAAGGGCAUGAGAUGGCCUCCCACACAGUAUCUCACAGCUUCGGUGAACAAUUCUCACAAAAGAAAUGGACGCGUGAGAUUGCCGGUCAACGUGAAAUUCUCGCCGCCUAUGGUGGUGUGAAACUCUCCGAUGUGCGUGGCAUGCGCGCACCGUUCCUCUCAGUCGGCGGCAACAAAAUGUACAAGAUGCUGUACGAUUCCAACUUCACCUACGACUCAUCGCUGCCGGUUUACGAGAAUCGUCCGCCAUCAUGGCCCUACACCUUCGAUUAUAAGAUCUUCCACGACUGUAUGAUACCGCCAUGCCCGACACGCAGCUACCCAGGUGUAUGGCAAGUGCCUAUGGUGAUGUGGCAGGAUUUGAAUGGUGGCCGUUGUUCGAUGGGUGACGCCUGCUCGAAUCCCAGCGAGUCCGAAGGUGUGACCAAAAUGAUUAUGAAGAACUUCGAACGACACUACCAAACAAACAGAGCACCAUUCGGUCUGUUCUAUCACGCCGCUUGGUUCACGCAACCCCACCACAAAGAGGGUUUCAUCAAAUUCUUGGACACCAUCAAUCAAAUGCCCGACGUUUGGAUUGUGACCAAUUGGCAAAUGUUGCAAUGGGUUCGUGAUCCCACACCAAUCUCGCGCAUCAAUUCCUUCCAGCCAUUCCAGUGUGAUUACUCGGAUCGUCCGAAACGUUGCAACAACCCCAAGGUCUGCAAUCUGUGGCACAAAUCCGGUGUGCGCUAUAUGAAAACAUGUCAACCCUGCCCCGACAUCUAUCCAUGGACCGGCAAAUCGGGCAUACGUUCCUCACGUAUCGACAAUGAAAUCGAAGAUUCGACAGCGUAAAUUACAAAGUGUGUGUGUGGGCUAAAGACAACCGUUAGUAGUGUAUGUGUGAGUGGAUGGUGUAUAAGUUAAGGUCAAGCAAAGCGCAGCCAAGUUAAUUGUAGUGAGUAACGCGUGCGCUAUGCUAAUUGUAAAUACCUACAAGUGUCAAAAGUAAGAAAGGAGGAAAAGCGGCAAUAAUGCAUACAUACAUACAAACCAUACAUACAACUGUAAAUGCACAAAAUAUGCAAUUCACUCGUUAGCAGCAAAAAAAAACUAAAUUUAGCAAGUAACAACAAAAAUGAGCAUAUGAAUUAUUGGCUAAAUUAAUUUGCGUGUUUUAUGAAAUAAAAAAGAAAACCUAUUUAUUUUAUUCUAAAUUUUGUCGAAAUUCUAGUAUUAAAUAUGUAUAAGUUCUAAAUGCGAAAACAAAAAGCAAAAUAUUAAAAUUAAGUGGCCACGCAUGCGCGCAAUACUAGUUGUAGUUUUUUCAUAGCAGCCCAAGCGAUUUUUCGCUACUUUCAACAUUAUAGAUUGUGCGAAAGUGCAAACGAAAACGCAAAUGGCUUUGAGCAAGAAAGAGUUUUAUAUGAAAAAGUAUACAUAUUUUAAGUUUUUUUUUUUUUAGCACGUAAGCACUGUAUGUUUAGAGCAAUUUACUAUAUUAUUAUGAUAUGUGAUAAAUGUUUGACUAUUCGAGUUGCCUCGAGCGUGUAAGUUUGAAUAGGUACAAAAGAAAAGUUGAAAAAUGGCUUUGUCGUACGAUGUUGUAGUUUUCUUAAGUUACAAGCCGAAACAAUUUCGAACAAUUUCGUAAGCUAAUUUAAGUGAAACAAUUUUUUCAUAAAACCAUCUGACCUAUUUGCCUGCUCAAUAGAAAAGAUUACAAAAUUUUCAAUUUCAUAGCUUGAUAAACAUAUAAAACUAAUUAUUAUUAUUAUUUUUUUUUUUUUUGUACCGGUUAUCACCGUGCACAUAAUUGUUUCCUGAUUCAUACACAUAAACGCAUGUCGGUCAGAAAGCAUAUUUUUUAAUAUUAUUAUUAUUUUUGUAAAAUUUUGAGUUUAGCGUGCUUGCACUUUUCUAUGCUGGUUGACUACGUUCUAUAGCAAUUAUAAUAACACAUAAUUGCUAAUAGUUUUCCAUAAAUAUUAUAGGCAGCAAACGAUUUUUAAAAUUUUCCAUACUUUAACUUCAGCAAAAUUUGUAAAAAUUAAAUUAUUUCGAUUUUUUAGAGCACUCGUCUUGCUUUAAUAGCAUAGAAUAUACCACACAUCAUAAAUAAAUAGCUAUCAUAUAAUAUUUACCUACACAUAUAUAUAUGUAUAUUGUACCUCGUAAGCCUAGCAUAACACAAAUUCACUACAUUUUUCUAUUUUAUAGCAAUUUUUCAUUUAAAAUAUUAUUAGAAGCAUUAAACAAACACAUAAAUAGCAAAAAGUAAGUUUAUAUGUUGUUGAAAAUAAAUAAAUUUUGCACUAGAUGAGAUAACAAACAAACUAUAAAUAUAUAUAAACUAGAAAUAAAUGAUGAAAAAAUUAAUUUUAAUAAUAAUUAAUAAUUUUUGUGUUAAAUUUUUUAAUAUUCUUUAAAUUCUAAAUUAUUUUGCGCAUUAUAUACUUUUUUGUUUCAAAAUUUUUAUUAUAAUCAGCAAAAAAAAGGUUAUUAAAAUCACUUAUGUUCACUGUGACUAUUUAAUGCAUGACAAAAUUAAAAAUAAAAAGAAAUUUAAUUCAUGAGAGAAUAAAAAAAAAAUUGAGAAAACUAAAUUAGUGCACUGAAAAUUUUUUAGCUUAAUUAAUUUUGAAAAAUCAUAAAGUUCAUAUAAUAAUUUAAUAACCAUCAUAAAGUAGCACUAGUAAACAACAACACUAUUUUUUUUAUUUUUUAUAUAAGUAUAUAUUGUUGUUGCCACACUGCCGCUAUUGUAAUAUAGUAUUAAAUAAUAAAAUAUAAACGCAUAAUAUAAAUUAAUUAGAAGUAAAUAAUCACAUAAAUGUAUUUAUACUUUUCCCUAUGUAACUAAUAAUGUGUAAAAAUAAUUAAGUAACUUGAAAGGUAAAUUGUAAUUUUCAACAAAACUAAAUCCAAUUGACAUCGAAAGUAUUAAGUGUUUUAAGAUUGCAUCAAAAAAGUGCAUUAUUGGAGUUAAGAAAUUAAACACACACGAAUACAUGCACACAUAUUAAACUAGAAAAUUCAAAAUAUAUAGCAUAUUUUUAAUUAUACGAUAUGUAUAGUCAAUAAGCAUUUCAAACUGUCAUUUCAAAUUCCAUAUAACGAGUGAAUCAAAUAUUUUGUGCUAACGACACGUUGAACGAAUCGAAUCAAUGAAUAUUACAAAUAAAGAAAACAUUAUGUUUAUACAA